This is a messenger RNA of Racocetra persica, 250 nucleotides long. The record is from the annotation of a GenBank genome assembly. Lineage: Eukaryota; Fungi; Glomeromycota; Glomeromycetes; Diversisporales; Gigasporaceae.
AAAAACUACUUUAGCACCAAAAAGAAGUGAAAAAAUAGAUAAAAAAGAAAAUGCUUGGUUAAAUUUAGCAUCAACUGGUACUUUAGUAUUUGCAGAGAAAUAUGAAGGAGAAGCUAUUCAAUAUAAUGUAAAUUCGAUGUAUAUAUAUGAAAUAUUAAAGAAAGAAACAUCAUGGCCAAUUGCUACAGAUAGACCUAUGACUGAAACAGAAAUUGAAGAAGCUGUUAAAGAUGUACUUAUAGAUGAGUAA